This is a messenger RNA of Carassius auratus (goldfish), 2854 nucleotides long. RefSeq names its product ankyrin repeat and SOCS box protein 18. NCBI's taxonomy places the organism in Eukaryota, Metazoa, Chordata, Actinopteri, Cypriniformes, Cyprinidae. The transcript is spliced from 5 exons. Gene Ontology annotation, molecular function: protein binding. The record is from RefSeq and is a predicted model, not a curated record. The coding region runs from base 920 to 2239 and encodes 439 amino acids.
UGUCUGCAUUUGUGAUCAGAGAAACAAAAAACAACAAACUUUACUCAAAACUGUUCAAAAUUCGCCUUUGAAUCUUCAGUGGAAAAUUAUUUAUAUAUAAAAAAGUACUUACAUGCUGUGAGUUAGAAGCGUCAAAUUGUCCUUGCAAAGUUAGAACUCCCCAACUUUAUAGAAACAGCCUUUGUGCCACAGACACAUUGUAGGUUACUUCCAAAAUAAUGUUCUUUUUUAGCAAGGUCAUAUGACCCCUUUUAAUACUCAGGUAUGUCAUCAGCUCAUUGACAGAUAUUUUAAAUUCAGCAGCCACAUGUGAGGUCACAUGAUAGUGCAGCUAAUGACAUCUUUCAAAUGCAACUACACAGCUGCAUAAGAACUACCUAUAAUAGCAAUAAGAACCUUAAAGCCCUAUAUUUAACAAAUUGUUUUGACUUAAUGCCAGUGAUCAGCACAGUUAAUGUUAAAUAAACUAAAUAGUCUGCAUCAAGGAGAAACCGUUGCCCUUUGACUUCUCACUGGAAUUACAGCUGAAAGCUCAGGGCACUUUUGGAAUUAAGGUCACAAUGUAAAACACUGGUGAGGAUCAGAUUCCCAGUCAGCUGUGAUUGGAGGACAAUGCCUUCGCACCUCAUGACUUGUUGAAAUGGAGAGUUUGAUUCUAUUCUUGGUUUGUGCAGUGGUGAUAUCAUCAGUAAUGCUUUCCAUUCAGCUGUGCAUCUGGCAUAUUUAUCAAACUGACCUCUCCUGACACUCAGCCUCUGUGUUGUUGAUGAAAACAAUGGUUAAGGCCCCCUUGUCAUCCAUUUACCCUGCUGAUCACAUGUCAUUUGUACUAAAAAUACAAGAUAAAGAGCAACAGUGAUGAUAUAAAUAGCCAUAAAAUCAGACAGGUAAGAAGUGGAAAGGACUGUCAAUAUUAGCCAUGCUCUCCCAAGGCAGUGGGGCGUGUGUUGUAAGUCGAAAGGCCACAUUCUUGAAAGAGAGAAGGCGGUCGUCUUUAGACAGCAGACAGGGUGUCAGGAAAGAAAAGAGCAAGGGUUAUAAACAACCAGGGAUAGACUUCCUUUGUCCCCCUGUUCUCAAUGACCUUCUAUCCCACCACUGGAGAGAUAUGCAGGAUGGAUUCUCUGAUCCAGAGCAACUGAACAAAGUUCUUGAAUUUCAGAGCGAUGAACUGCUGUGGACUGCUCAGAAAUUGGGUCUUUGGUCUUUGGAGUAUAAAAGAGAACUGACAAGCCCACUGUGUAUUGCUGCCGCACAAGGUUUCUCUGAAUGUCUGCAAUAUUUACUGGAACACGGCGCACGUCCCAACCUUAUCGCAGGAGGAAAAGCAGCACUUCACGAGGCCUGUGCAAACGCCAACACUGAAUGUGUAGAGCUGCUGCUGGAACAUGGGGCUAAUCCUAACCAGAUGACAGACGAGGGACUGACUGCUUUACAUCUCUGCAGGACACCACAAUCACUACGUUGUGCAAAAACCUUGGUGAGAUAUGGUGCCAGAGUGAACUCACCCAGUGAAGAAGAGGAUGAAACACCACUGCAUGUGGCAGCUAGACACGGUCUGCCCCACCAUGCACAGCUGUACCUACGAUUCGGAGCCUGCGUGAACCAUAGCAGCUCUUCUGGUGAAACACCACUGGGGGUGGUUUGUGGAGUUGCCCCAGAAAAGACAGACGACAGCCAAGAUGAACGAUACCUUGAGAUCUGUCGUCUCCUCCUGGCCUAUGGAGCUAAGGUUAAUUUGUCUGAUAAAGAACGCCGCAGUCCUCUACACAAGGCCGCCCGCAAUGUGCAGCUUAAGCUGGUGGAGCUUCUCUUGGAGCAUGGGGCUGAUAUCAAUGCCAUUGACUAUAACGGUUGUUCACCGUUAUCGAGUGUUCUACAAAGCUCUGUGGUUCGGCAAGAGUGGGAACCUCACAGGGUUGUCCAGACCUUGAUAAAUCGGGGAUCUAUUAAAGUCUGGCCACUAGCACUGCUGAAGGUAUUAACAGCUUGCGCUGCAGCACCUAAAACUGUGGAAAUCCUGUUUAACUCAUACACACUUGUCCCUGUGACCUACAAAUGGGUUGAGGCUAUACCUGAGGAUAUUUUUCAUCUUCACAAAACCUUUUAUGAGUCUCUCUUUGCACUGGAGUAUAAACCACGUAGUUUACAGCAUCUGUGUCGGUCUGCACUGAGGAACCAGUUUGGGAAAAAACUGCUGCUCACUCAUUCCCAGGCUCCCCUUACCAAAGCCACUUGAACAGUAUCUUCUUUUGGAACCGGAGGGGUACAUUGACUAGAACCAGAAACAUUUAGGGAACUUUAGAAAGGUUUUUAAUGCAAUAAAUGUAACACUCUGACAAAGAUGACUGCCUUGAGUUUUACUUGCAUAGUCACCAUACAGUGACAUUUUUAGAGAUAGUAUUUUUUCCACCUGUUUUCAUAUAAAUAAUCUAAUAUAUUAAUGUAAAUAGCUUUGCAAAAUAUUUCAUUGUUUGAAUGACAGUGUGUUGCAGUUUCAGCUCAUAUUAACAUUUAAUGCAUAUUAUUUCAUCAAGAAAUAAUUUUGUCUGUCAAUAAAAUAAUAUCUUUUGUCAAGUAUGACUGUCAUUUAUUUUUUUAUUUCUCCAGUGUAGCCUACUAUAUGUAAGGGUUGGUAGCUACUCAGAACACAACUAUAGCAUCGGAUUGGUAGAAAUAAGUAAUCUGCUAAAGAAAGAGACCUUAUCCUGACGUUUCAGCCUCAGUGCAUGACAUUUGAUUAUUGGCUGUUGUCGCUUGACAUUAUCAAUGCUGUUUGUGUGUACCUGUGAAUUGCACCUGUUUUAAUGUAGUAAGAUGACUUUAGCACUAAAUAAACGUUAUUAUUUAUUUA